AUGAACUGCCGUUCAGAGGUAUUGGAAGUGUCUGUAGAGGGCCGUCAGGUAGAAGAGGCAAUGCUGGCGGUACUACAUACUAUACUCCUUCACCGUAGCACGGGGAAGUUCCACUACAAGAAGGAAGGAACCUAUUCUAUUGGCACUGUUGGAACUCAGGACAUUGAUUGCGAUUUCAUAGAGUUUACUUACGUCAGAGUUUCUUCAGAUGAGCUGGACAGAGCCCUGAGGAAGGCAGUUAGUGAGUUCAAGGAGGCUCUCAGGAAUUCUGGAAAUGACGGCAUCGGUCAGAUUUCUCUCUUGAAUUCUACCAGAAGAAGAAGUCUCGUUGGCCAUUCUCAGAUGAAUGCAUCCCAUGGGAGGUUUGGACAAUCAAAGUCAACAUUGUGUCACUGGCCACUGAGCAGGAACGGCAGAUCUGUAGGGAAAAAGUGGGAGAGAAACUGGGAGAAAAGAUCAUUAAUAUUGUGGAAGUGAUGAACAGACAUGAGUAUCUACCAAAAAUGCCAACACAAUCAGAAGUGGACAAUGUCUUUGAUACAACUUUGAAGGAUGUUCAGCCUUAUCUGUACAAAAUUUCCUAUCAGAUCACUGACUCUUUGGGCACAUCUGUCACUACUACAAUGCGGAGACUCAUCAAAGACACACUGGCACUGUAG
Staurois parvus is the source of this 659-nucleotide messenger RNA. The record is from the annotation of a GenBank genome assembly. Lineage: Eukaryota; Metazoa; Chordata; Amphibia; Anura; Ranidae.